AUGGUCGUCCUCAACUUCACCCUAACGCCUGAGGCAGCGUCUAAGGUUCACGACCUGCUUGUUUGCCUAGGCAAGUUCAGCGAGACCGUAGCGAUUGAAGCGCGUCGAGAAAAGUUUACGUUUACCGCUCUCAACCCUUCAAAAUCCGCCUACGCCGCUAUUACGUUGGAUGGUCGGAAAUUCUUCGCGAACUAUGAGUGCGUGCCGAGUCAUGGCGGACCUGACGGCCGCUUUACAUGCAGCAUGUACACAAAAGCGCUCUUGUCGGUCUUUAAAGGUCGCUUGUACGACCCGCUAGGGCGCGAUGGUGCAAUUGAUCGCUGUGAAGUUAGCGUGCAAGAGCGGGAGAACGAGACACAAUGCCGAUUCAUCGUCAAGAUGGUGUGCAACCAGGGUGUCAUCAAGACCUACAAACUCACGUACGAAGCUGUCGACGUCAUGCACGCGCUUUUCGAUCGCAACAUAGCGAAAAAUAGGUGGAGCAUGCACUCUAGUGCUGUGAAGGAAUAUACUGAGUACUUCGGUACCAAAACUGAAAUGCUUGACAUAUUCGCUAGCGCAGACGGUCGUUGCGUCUUUAAGAGCUAUACGGAAAAGAUCUCAAACGGGAAGGAGAUCUUGAAGCACCCACUCGUCACUGCAGUCGCAGUCAAUACAUCCGACUUUGAACAGUUCACUGUGCAGGCGGGCAUGCAUAUCAUCAUCAGCGUCAAAGAUUUUAAAGCCAUCGUUGUUCACGCAGACACGUUGAAGACAAGCUUGAAGGCUUUUUACUCCCAACCAACGCGACCGCUACAGUUCAGCUAUGGAUGCGGUGGGUUGCUUUGUGAGUUUACGCUAAUGACUUCGGGCGAUUACAACGCAGCUCCACCAACACCUGCGCCGCAAGCGAUAAGCAGCAGGCAGACGUCUCGCACUAAAUCAACGGCAACAGCGGAACGCGGAGAGAGUCGCGGCUUCCGAUCUGACAUGCCUCCACCUGUGCAACCAGCAUCACGACGCGAUGGGUCCGGUCGAGUCCGGAAUCCAGGGUCCCGCCAGGCCUCAGCAGCGCAAGUACAGCCUGCGCGUCAGGAUUCGGAGAGCCUCUUCGUGCCGGAGGACGAAGACGCAGCCUGGGCGCCUCUUGACUAUGAUAAGGAAGAUACGCUAGGCUGGGACGCGAGUGCCAACCACGAUGCGUCGGCCUUCCCAACAUUUACAGAUAGUGGCGGUGUGCCAACGGCGAACACGGUGGAUAGUAGUGAAGUGUUUGAGCCUACUCAGCGUGUUUCCCAAAUUAAGGGACUGUGGUAG
Alternaria atra is the source of this 1296-nucleotide messenger RNA. RefSeq lists its product as uncharacterized. Gene Ontology annotation, biological process: DNA repair; DNA replication checkpoint signaling; mitotic intra-S DNA damage checkpoint signaling. Gene Ontology annotation, cellular component: checkpoint clamp complex. NCBI's taxonomy places the organism in Eukaryota, Fungi, Ascomycota, Dothideomycetes, Pleosporales, Pleosporaceae. The record is from RefSeq and is a predicted model, not a curated record. The transcript is spliced from 2 exons. The coding region runs from base 1 to 1296 and encodes 431 amino acids.